Monoraphidium neglectum is the source of this 681-nucleotide messenger RNA. RefSeq lists its product as hypothetical. NCBI's taxonomy places the organism in Eukaryota, Viridiplantae, Chlorophyta, Chlorophyceae, Sphaeropleales, Selenastraceae. The transcript is spliced from 5 exons. The record is from RefSeq and is a predicted model, not a curated record. The coding region runs from base 1 to 681 and encodes 226 amino acids.
AUGGACGGACCAGAGUGCUGUCCUGAGAUGGACACUGACCUGCACACUGGGCUCACCGCGAGCGCGGAGAUUCUCAAGUGGAAGGCGGUGGCGGAGGAGAGCCUGGAGGCAAAGCGCGUGCUGACCGCCAGGUGCAGCGAACUGCAGGCCCAGCGCGACGAGUCGAUGUCCAUCAACAAGGACCUCGUGGCUGGCUUCAAGCACGUGACCGCGCAGCUCUCGCUGACCCAGAAGCAGGUGCAGGAGCAGCAGCAGCGCCUGGCGGCGAUGCAGGCGGCGCUCAUUGCGGUCAGGGCCGCAAUCGAGCCCGAGGGCGGCGAGGGGGCCGCGCCGGCGCGGUGGGGCGGCGCGGCGCAGAGGCAGGCGCAGGCGGGCGCGCGGACCGGCGCGGCAGGUGGCGACCUGUCAGAGCAGCACAUGGCCCAGCUGACGCAGCUCAGCGGCCAGAUGGCGCGCGACGCGCAGAGAGAUGAUGAGAGGAGGGAACUGCUGAAGGCCCAGCUGCUGGGCGCCGGCGCCGGCGCCAGCAGCAACGGCAACGGCGCCGCGGCAGCGGCGGCGCCGGUGGCGAAAAGCGGCAGCAAUGGGAGCGGCAACGGCAACGGGACGGCGGCUCGCGGCGCAAUGGCGGCCGCCAACGGCAAGGGCGUCCCCGCUGCGGCGGCGAGCGAGGCCGCCUAA